GUUUCCUUGCGAGGUUUAUUUUAGGGCUCCAUUUAGCGAGCGUCCGAGACGCGGGAGGUGAGUGUUCUUCUUCUCCGAUCGCAAUCUUCUAGCUGAUUCUCACCGCGCAAUCGAAUCUCUGGCAGUUCCAUUGCUCUUGUAUCGCAUCUCCUCCGUUCUCGAGGAUUUGAUUCCAUGGCCAAGUUUGGCGAGGGCGACAAGCGAUGGAUCGUGGAGGAGAGGCAAGACGGCGCCAAUGUCCACAAUUGGCACUGGUCCGAGAAGGAUUGCUACGACUGGACGUGCAAGCGAUUCGACGCACUCUUCGAGGGUCUGGUGGUUCUAUCCGGCGAGGGAGGCCUGUGGAUCAAGAUCUCCAAGGUGGAGAGCGUCAAGGGCGAGGCCUACGUGAACAUCCGCAAAGGAAAGAUCAUCCCCGGGUAUGAGAUCAGUGCUGUGAUGAACUGGGAGGGAGAGGCCAAGGAUGGUAGCGGGAAUAGUCUAGCAACGGUCCAGGGAAAGGUGGAGCUGCCGUAUAUCGCUGACGAGAAUGCCGACGAAGAUCCGGAAGUGAAAGUGAGCGUCAUGGACGAGACUUCCCUCGGGCAGAGAUUGAAGGAAGCGUUCCUGGCCAAAGGAAAGCCUUUGGUUCUCGAGCGCAUUGCGAGUUACGUGAAGCAAAUGGCGAAUGGAGGCCCGGCUCAGGAGGAGAUGCAAAGCAAGAACCUGGAAGUGAAAGGGAAGGGAUCCAACAAGCCUGUUCUCGACGAGAAAGUUUCGGCCAAGCCGGUGGAGCCACCAAAGGCGAAAGCCAGGGAAGGAUUCAAGACCAUCACGAUGACUGAGCGCUUCCACUGCCGGCCUCGGGAUCUGUACGAGGUGUUGCUGGACGAGAACCGGUGGAAGGGAUUCACGCAGAGUAAUGCGAAAGUGAGCAAGGAAGUGGGAGGCAUGUUUUCGAUCUUCGAUGGAGCGGUGACGGGGGUGAACCAGGAGCUGGAAGAGAACAGGCUGAUCGUCCAAAAGUGGAGAUUUGCGAACUGGAACGAUGGUCACUACUCGACUGUGUGCAUGACAUUCGAGGAGCCAGAGAUUGGAACCACUGUUCUUAAGUUGACACAGACAGACGUCCCGGAAGAAGACAGGUUUGGAAAUGCGACUGUCUACGAGACCACUCGUCGAGGCUGGAAGGAGCUGAUUUUCCACAAGAUUCGUGCCGUUUUUGGCUACGGUUUGUGAGUUCUUCGCCAUUUGAGAGCAUUGCUGAUUGACUCGGUGCAAUACGAGAGCAUGUAUCUUACUUGGUU
Molecule: messenger RNA, 1286 nt
Organism: Selaginella moellendorffii
Lineage: Eukaryota; Viridiplantae; Streptophyta; Lycopodiopsida; Selaginellales; Selaginellaceae
Product: activator of 90 kDa heat shock protein ATPase homolog 1
Exons: 3
Coding region: 175-1218 (347 amino acids)
Biological process (GO): protein folding; positive regulation of ATP-dependent activity
Cellular component (GO): cytosol
Molecular function (GO): protein-folding chaperone binding; ATPase activator activity
Source: RefSeq, a predicted model, not a curated record